Molecule: messenger RNA, 1369 nt
Organism: Rosa chinensis
Lineage: Eukaryota; Viridiplantae; Streptophyta; Magnoliopsida; Rosales; Rosaceae
Exons: 9
Coding region: 506-1369 (287 amino acids)
Source: RefSeq, a predicted model, not a curated record
UCUUUUCCUUCAAUUACAGUCUGCCAUCCUUCUAUAAUCUUCUCUUCAUUCAAUUGCUGCCAGAACAAUCCAGAGAGAUUAUGAACGAUAGAGAGACAGAGAGAGGGAGUGCGUGUGUUUCUUUGCUUUGCACGAAGAGAUAGAGAGAGAUCAUCAUCUCAGCAAGAGGUCGGUUGCUCUUUGUCACGAGUGUGAUCGGAGAGGUUUUGAUUAGGCGGUUUGUAUCAAAUCUCUUCUCAGCUUUCAUCACCAACUCUAAAAAUUUGGGUUCGUCAUCCGCAUGGGUAAUUAGUUGAGCGGAUUCUGGGUGUUUUCUCAUCUUUGGUUUUGGGUGACAAGCUAUUUAGUUGUACCCCAGACACUCAUAGAGACAGAGAGGAGGCAAAGUUAAGAGAAAAGAACAGGAGAAGAAGACGACGAUGUUCAUAGGCUAUCAGUUCAGUUGUUUUUGUCCUUUCAACACAUCGGCCUUUGGAAUGUUCAGUUGUUCAAUUUGAUCGAUUUUAUGCAAAAGAAUUUUGGCACCAUCUUUCUGCAGCUGUUCCUUUGCCUAUUGCUCAGUGUCGUCUUGCUUGCUUAUUCUUAUUCAGUUAUAAACGAUUUUAGGAGCAGUUUGCAGCCAGAUUAUUCAACUGUCUUGAAUUCAGAGAUGGAAGAUAAGAGUGUGAGGAGAGGAAUGAAGAGAUUAUUAGAGCAGUGUGCUGCUGAAAGAAGUGGAUCUGAUUGUGUUAACUCUAAGAGGUUUAGAACAAUGUUGCAUCCACACAUUGCUGAUCCAUCAAAUCAACCUCAGAAUCUAGAUGCAUUUGAACAUAGUGAGGAUCAAGGAAGAAGUGAAUCUAAUCCUGUUAAAUCUAAGAGGUGGAGAACAAUGUUUCAUUCAGAUAUUUCUGAAGCAUCAAGUGAAUGCGAGAAUGUCGUUAUUGAGGAUGCAGAGGUGGCACCAAAGAGUAUGAUGAGGAGAAUGAACAAAUUAUUACGCCAGUGUCGUGCUGAAAAUCACAAAAUUGGAGAGGCAACUGAGCAAGGAAGAAUUGAAUCUAAUCGUGAAUGUUUACAACCAUUUGGUCAAGCAUCAUAUCAAAGAAGUAUACAAGGAUUGGUUGUCACAUACGAGGAUUCUGGCGAUAACAUCUAUACCUGCGAUUAUUGUAAUGCACGUUUUUGGUCUGGAGAAGCUAUUAAAAAAUCAUCUGCAAAUGCACCUCUUAUUUAUACAAACUGUUGUAAAAAAGGUCAAAUCAAAAUCGAACAAGCAAAACCAACACCCAUUUUUCUUGAAAUGUUAUUAAAUCCUGAUAAUGGCCCAGAGAGCAAAUUAUUUAGAGAAAAUAUCAGAGUUUAUAAUUCAAUGUUUUCUUUUACAUAA